Paramuricea clavata is the source of this 1084-nucleotide messenger RNA. The record is from the annotation of a GenBank genome assembly. Lineage: Eukaryota; Metazoa; Cnidaria; Anthozoa; Malacalcyonacea; Plexauridae.
AUGGACGUCCAGGAAUACGAGUACGUUGUAGAAUAUCAUCCCGGGAAGACCAACAUCGCUGAUUACUUAUCAAAGCACCCACGAACAUAUGCAAUCUCAAGCAGCGUCCAGGCAGCCGACGAAUUUGCUCGGACCGUGGUUCGAGCAGAAAGAGUUACGUUAAUCAACAAAGACGCAGCAGUUACCAUACAGGAGAGAAGAGAGGAAACACGUAAGAAUACAAUUCUCACGAAACUCAUACACACCAUACAAACUGGUCUGAAUGAAGCAGAUGAAGAAUAAAGGCAUACCGGUGGUUUGUCAGUCAGAUAAUGGUCAGCCUUUUCAAUCAGCAGAAAUCAAAUCAUUUGCGUCGAAACAAGAAUUCGUUCUAAAACACAAAACACCGGAGUGGCCACGAGCAAACGGAACUGUAGAACGAUUCAACAGAUGCAUGAAAGAAGCCAUACAGGCCGGUCACGUCGAAGGGAAACCAAUGCGAGAAGCAGCCACGACCUUCCUUCAGUCCUACCGAGCGAGCCGACAUACGACAACAAAGAAAAGCCCAUUUGCAGCUAUGCACGGGGGACGCGAGAUGCGAACAAAAUUACCAAUGGAGACAUACUGUGAUGACAUUGUUGACCGAGAACAAGUGGUAAACACUAAAGCUAAAAUGGUUUCCAGAGACACGUGUGCCAAGGAACAUCGUUCAAAAAUCGGAGAUCAGGUUGUUGUAGUGCAGAAAAGGAAGAAUAAGUUAACAACUGUGUUUAACCCAACGCCGCUAACAGUUACAAACAUAAAAGGAUCAAUGAUUACUGCAAGCAAAAAUGAAUGGUCAAUAACAAGGGAUGCUUCAAAGUUUCGCAAGUUAUAUGGGAGUCUAUCCCAAAGUAGUAAAAGGGACGGUGAGGAGAUACACGAGGCGGAAAAUGGUACAAACGAACAAUUGGACCACGAUGAACACGAGGAAGACGAAGACUAUAAUGAAGUUGAUAUCGAACAAGAUAACGAAGGAGCAAACGAUGUUAAUGUAGAACCACCAAUGGCAAGGCCGGAACGCGAAAGACAGCCACCAGCUUGGCUCAGAGACUAUGAAACAUAA